Messenger RNA from Seriola dumerili (greater amberjack), 860 nucleotides. Its product is annotated as H-2 class II histocompatibility antigen, E-S beta chain-like. The coding region runs from base 46 to 792 and encodes 248 amino acids. Gene Ontology annotation, biological process: immunoglobulin production involved in immunoglobulin-mediated immune response; antigen processing and presentation of exogenous peptide antigen via MHC class II; positive regulation of T cell activation. Lineage: Eukaryota; Metazoa; Chordata; Actinopteri; Carangiformes; Carangidae. Gene Ontology annotation, cellular component: membrane; MHC class II protein complex. The record is from RefSeq and is a predicted model, not a curated record. The transcript is spliced from 6 exons. Gene Ontology annotation, molecular function: MHC class II protein complex binding.
CUCUCAGUCCGACUGUGUCAGUGUUUGUCAGGUCAACAGAGGAACAUGGCUUCAUCCUUCCUCAGCUUCUCCCUCCUCUUCAUCGCUGCGUCCACAGCAGAUGGAUUUAUGAAUUAUGCAGUGAAUCGCUGUGAGUUUAACUCCACUGAUCCGAACGACAUCACGUUCAUCUACUCUGCAUUCUACAACAAACUGGAGAUCGCCAGGUUUGACAGCAGAGUGGGGAAGUUUGUUGGAUACACUGAGUUUGGAGUGAAGAACGCUGACUACUGGAACAAAGGUCCAGAGGUGGUUCAGAGGAGGAAUGAGAAGGAGAGAUACUGUGUUCACAACAUUCAGAUCUGGUACCAGUCUGCUCUGACUAAGUCAGUUGAGCCCUACGUGGUCAUGAGCUCCACGACGCCCCCUGCUGGUAAACAUCCUGCCAUGUUGGUCUGCAGCGUCUUCGACUUCUACCCCAAACAGAUCAGAGUGAGCUGGCACAGAGACGGACAGGAAGUCUCCUCUGAUGUCACUUCCACUGAUGAGCUGGCAGAUGGUGAUUGGUUCUACCAGGUCCACUCUCACCUGGAGUACACACCCAGGUCUGGAGAGAAGAUCUCCUGUGUGGUGGAGCACGCCAGCCUGAAGGAACCUCUGGUUACUGACUGGGAUCCGUCCAUGCCUGAGUCAGAGAGAAACAAGAUCGCCAUCGGAGCCUCAGGACUGAUCCUGGGUCUGAUCUUAUCUCUGGCUGGAUUCAUCUACUACAGGAGGAAGGCCCGAGGACGGAUCCUGGUUCCUACCAACUGAGACGGUCCUGUAUCCUGGACCUGGACCUGGACCUGGUGCUGGUCCCGGUUCUGGUCUUGGUCCUGGUC